This is a messenger RNA of Phycodurus eques (leafy seadragon), 1502 nucleotides long. RefSeq names its product UBA-like domain-containing protein 2. The record is from RefSeq and is a predicted model, not a curated record. Lineage: Eukaryota; Metazoa; Chordata; Actinopteri; Syngnathiformes; Syngnathidae. Gene Ontology annotation, molecular function: protein binding. The transcript has 3 exons. The coding region runs from base 203 to 709 and encodes 168 amino acids.
CAGAGAAGCGGUUGUCGGGGCUCGGGGCUGUACCGAUACAUCCAACUCAGAUAUCUAAUGUCCUGUGCUAUCCUAUAGAGAUACGCAACCGGGACACAAUUCAAUAUCCACAUUCGAUCUCUGCUCGGGGCUCAGCCGAGAGUGUCGGCCGGCCGAGGAGCGUCACGCUGCGGACUCGCCGCUCGCCACAUGUCGCUCAAACAUGGACGAGCUUCGGCAUCAAGUGAUGAUCAACCAGUUCGUCUUGACGGCCGGAUGCGCCGCCGAGCAGGCCAAGCAGCUCCUCCAGGCGGCACACUGGCAGUUCGAGACGGCGUUGAGCGCAUUUUUCCUGGAGGCCAACGUUCCAAGCCAGCAGCACACGGCGCGGCCCCACACAAACACUCCCGCCACGCCGCCCAACUUCCCCGACGCCAUCGCCAUGUUCUCCAAGUUGCGAGCGUCCGAAUACGCCGGCGGCGGCCACGGGGCCGGUCCGGCAUCCGCGGGGCACUCCCCGCCCGGGCCCUCGCAAGCGUCGGGUUUCGGCCCCUUCUGGGCGUCCUCGCCGCCCUGCGGCACCCCCGCCCCUCCUUGCCGAACGGUGCACACUCGCUCGCCGUGGCCCGCCCCCUCGCAGCCCGGCUCCGCCCGGUCGACCGGCGUCCUGUCGGCGCUCCGAGGUAAUCGGAGAAAAGACGCUUCUUCUUCUUCAUCGAUAGUCUCGUGACGCCGACGUGGGCGACGCUUCACCGGCACGGAGUCAUGUGACCUGCGGGUCAAAAAGGCAACUUUUCGUCCUACUUUCAUCUUAUGGACUUUCUCAAACCUAUCUUAUUUUACGGACUUCCAAAACGGCGUCUUAAACGGCGUGGAUGACCGAACGUGAUUGAUGGCGUGAGUCACAUGCCUCCUUCCGUCAUCAGAAUCCUCUCAGGCGCUCGCUCGCAAAGAUUGCCAAAGUUCUUGGGACUCCUCUGACCUCACGCGUGUUUAUUUGUUCGUUCACAAAUAAAGUUGCUUUGUAUUAUGUUCGUUUUGUUGUGUGGCUCACAUUCCUGUCCUCCUGGUUGUUUGGGCCACAACUAACUUUUAUUUUAAUCAUCGAUUAAUCUGUUGAUUACUUUUUCGGUUAAUCGAUGAAUCAGAUAAAAAAAAAAUUGAUCAUUUCUGUGCCUUUUGUUAAAAAAGCAGGAAACGAUUUCAAAUUGACAGUACAUAAAUUGAUGAUGAUUCAGUUACUGGUUUGGUGCAUAACAUCCGUCAGAUAUCCGGAAAAAAUGUUAAUGGUUAUUUUCCAAAGUAAAAGAAGAUGUUGACAAAUGUCUUAUUUUGAUGAAACAAAGAUAAUCUGCUUUCAUGGAGGACGACAAAAAUCGGAGAAUAUUUACUGUUGAGAGGCUGAAAUUCCGACGAUUUGGACAAUUUGAAGGUAAACAAGAUGUCGGCGGGGCUGCGAGCGACAAGAAGUCCCCCACCUCCUGCCGCUGAGUUUGGACAAGACCGUUAUUCGGUCCUCUCGU